GGGAAAUAUAUUCAUGACUACCAGAUGACCACCCAGAAGUCGCGCACGUAAUUUAUACAAGAAGAUUGGGAACUAAGAUCCAAGAUGGAGGACGAAAGUGAAGGACGCAAACUGCUUGUUUUAUACGGUUCUCAGACUGGCGCUGCUGAAGAGGUUGCUGAACGGAUUGGACGUGAGGCUAGGAGAAGGUUCAUAGUCCCUAACGUGCUAGCUAUGGAUGAUUAUAACAUUGUAUGUAGUUUGUACUAGAGUAUAAAUUUUUGCCAAGAAACACAAUUUGUAUAAAGGGUAGCGAAUACGGCAGAGUACAAUAUUGAAAUAAAACAUAUCAUUGUGUAAUAAUUACCAUGAGAUGACCUUCACACCAGGCAAACUGAGAAACUGUGUUAUCACUGUGGGAAUCAAACCUGUCACACCUUGAGUGCUCAGCACUGUACUGAUAUCAACACUAUAUAUACCAAAGGUUCGAUUCCCACCACAGUCAAAUUAUUUCUUAGCUUGCCCAGUGUGGUGUAAUAGCAGGCAUGUAAUAUAUUCAUCCUGAUGUUACCAGGUAAAUUUGAUUGAAGAAAAUUUAGUGAUAUUUGUGUGUGCAACCACAGGAGAUGGAGAAGAACCAGAUAAUAUGAAGGUAGAAAAUACACUUAUUAUUACCGUCACAGAUGAAAACACUUGUGAGCACUUUCCAAGUUCAAAAAUCAAGUACUGUACAUUUCUUGCACUCUAGGUGUUUUGGAAAUUUCUUCUUCGUAAGAACUUACCAUCUCAUUGUCUACAGAGUUUAACCUAUGCUGUUCUUGGAUUAGGAGACUCAUCUUAUCCAAAGUAAAAAAUCCAACAUGCUCAAAUUGACAAAAACAGUACUUAUAAACAUGCACAGUUAAUAAGAGUCCUGAUUUGUUAUUUAGGUUCAACUUCAUAGCCAAGAAAUUAUUUAAACGUCUGGCUCAAUUAGGCGCUCAAGAAUUGGUAGCAUUAGGCUUGGCUGAUGACCAACAUGAUCUGGGGUUAGUAUUGGUUCAGUAAGCAUUACCAAGACAACAGACGGAGUUGAAUGACAUUUAUUGGAACACAAAAUGCAUGGUGGAAAUAUAUUAAUUGAGAUUAUCUUUUAUGUUAACAGUCCAGAUGCUGUUAUAGAUCCAUGGUUAAAAAAACUUUGGGAAAAAAUUUUGGAAAUAAUUCCUUUGCCAGUUGGCAAGGAAAUCAUCAGUUCUAGCAUCAAGUAAGAGAUAUCUGUGCUUGUUUUUAAUAACCAUUAUGCCUAGUCUGUUGCAUCUAAUAUUUUUAUAGUUUUGAUGUUUCACUGCAUUUCGCUUAAUUUUGUUUAUACUAGACCUCUUCCGAGAUAUAAAGUGACAAUUUUAUCUGACAAAGACUCUCACAAUGAACUAACAAAAGCUGAUGCUGGUUGUAAUGGUAAAACUGAUAUUCCCCAUAAUAAUGGUAAGGAAUAAGACAUGACUAUUGGCACGGAAAUACAGUAAGACAAUAAUACAGAAAGAUUACACAUGGCAUUACAUAUAUUCAUCUUUAACUUGAGUUUUCUGCCUGGUUAAUUUCUUUAUGAUUUGUGUUAUAGUAAAUGAUGAAGUCGGAUCAACUGUCUCAAAAGAUUGUCCAUAUUUAUCAACAAUAGUUGAAAAUGAACGUGUCACUACACCAGAUCAUUUUCAAGAUGUCAGGUUGAUAACAUUUGAUCUAACAUCCUCAGGUACGAGGUAAGAUCAAUGUUCAAAUUGGUCAAAAUAUCUUUGAAGGAAACAUUCUGACACCACCAAGAAUUUGUUCAUUUAAAAUAUUUUCAGAUUCUUCUAAGUUGCUCCUAUUUCUGUUAUUUUCACGUCACUUGUUGUUGAUGUGCUUCCCAAAACUGUUUGCAUGCUUUCUUCUAGAGUUUGCACCCCAAGAUCUCAUUAAAAACUGCAGUCUACCUCAUGUAGGAAUAAGCAAUACAUAAUGGCUAUAUUUGCAGCUGCUGCAAAAGUCAAUAUUUUACUGACUUACCACCCUUAUAUUUAUACUCCAGCCAAUUUAGGCUGGAUUUUUUUUUGCAUUCUAACAGUAGAUAAUGCUUACCUUGGUUUAUAUAAAUUUUGUUGCAACAGCUACAGUCCAGGUGAUGUCUUGAUGAUACAGCCAAGUAAUCUAAGUGAUGUGGCAGAUGAAUUUAUAAAUUAUCUUGGAUUAAAUCCAAAUCAAAAAAUAUUACUCUCUCAAAACUACCCAGGUAAAUUUCUACAAACAACAGAUAUACUCAAAACUACCCAGGUAUAUUUAAUAAUACAAAUACGUCAUAAUUUUCUUUUAAAACAUGGUGAACAUGUGCUUCAAAAUACAUCAAUUUAUACUUGCAUUUGAAUGAACUUUCUGUCGAUAUUUUCCCAUCUUUGGACCAUGUUGGCUUGGUUUCACAAUAAAAUAGUUUUUUCUGUUCUUAUUUAUCAAAGUUUUAUCCAUUUCUUUGUUUGUCUCAAUUUUGAACGAGUUGUCGAGUUUAUUCAUUUAUCUUUAAAUUUUCCCGCCACACAAAAUUCCAAAAUUGCCAAAACAUCCCAAAAUAACCCAGGAAAUCCACAAAUAUACCACGAUUAUCUUCUUUAUCCCAAUAUUACCCAUGAUAUACCUAAGGAUGUCAUAAUUACCCUCUAUAUACCCCCAAAUUACCCGCUAUAUCACGAAAUAUCCCAAGAUUACCCUUUCAAUCCCUGUAUUAGCCAAAAUGUCAAGAUUUUAUCCCAAGACUUCGGACUUCCUACUCUGUGAGGACUAUAAGAUGAAAUAACGAGAUAAAAUAAUCACCAAAUUAUAUAACAAUAAAAAUAUAUCUUGAAAUUAUCCUACUUAAUAACAACAUGAAUAAAUAAUAUUAGAAUAGUUUUUAAAAAGAAUAGAGGACAAACUAGUAUGGAGAAAACAGUAGUGGUAUAUUUGUUGUUUAGAUAUUUCCUUACCCAAACAUCUCCCACAGCCAUGCACUGUGAAACACUUGGUUGAGAACUACUGGGACAUUCAAGGUGUACCAAGACGAUAUUUCUUUGAGUUGUUGUCGCAUCUCACUGACUCAGAGCUCGAAGAAGAAAAACUACAGGAAUUCAAUACUGCUGAGGGGCAGGUACACACUGCCUCAUGUCAUCAUUCGAGUUAGAAGCAGAGCGCAUGUCAAGACAACAGGGAAAGGAUAUCGGAAGAAGUUAUUUUGCUGACCUCAGAAUGACAUGUCGUUUUUUUCUUCAAGAUUGGUUUAGAAACAAACUUGGAGUAGGGUUAGGUUGGUGUUUGGAACAGGGUUAGUGUCAGCAAAACCGUUACUUUGUUACGUUUUGUCACUCUGAGGCCAGCGAAAUAACCUCUUCCAAGGAUAUUUGUCCCCCGAAUUGUCAGUAAAGAUCCUAGCUAGCACUUUGUCCUGUGUUUACACUCAGAUAGAUGAUCAAGUAUAGAUUAGGGUAUUAUUUUUUAGAUUUUUACAAAACUUUUGUUAUAUUUCAGGAAGAAUUAUAUUCCUAUUGUUACCGACCAAGAAGAACAACUCUCGAGGUAAGGCAUCACACGUUAAUAAACCUCGUUCACACGUUAAUAAACCUCGUUCACACGUUAAUAAACCUCGUUCACACGUUAAUAAACCUCGUUCACACGUUAAUAAACCUCGUUCACACGUUAAUAAACCUCGUUCACGUGUUAAUAAACCUCGUUCACACGUUAAUAAACCUCGUUCACACGUUAAUAAACCUCGUUCACACGUUAAUAAACCUCGUUCACACGUUAAUAAACCUCGUUCACACGUUAAUAAACCUCGUUCACACGUUAAUAAACCUUCGUUCACACGUUAAUAAACCUCGUUCACACGUUAAUAAACCUCGUUCACACGUUUUGUUCUUCAACACGCUAAAACACCGCGUUGACAGCACGUUACUAAAUGUUCUGCUUUACGUCAUGUUUUAGGUUUUGGAAGAUUUUCCACACGCUAGCAAGAAUAUAACGUUAGAAUAUUUAUUUGAUUUGAUUUCGCCUUUGAAACCAAGAGCGUUCUCUAUCGCUUCCUCAAUCAAGGUAUUCAUGUGUUGCAUGACGUAUCAUUAUAGUGUACACGCAAGACAAACUAUGCUCACAAAGUAACCCAAAAUAACGCAAUCUAUAGCAAUGGUUCUCACACAGAUCAUGCCUGAUCUUCGUCUUACACACGUAAAAACGCACAAGUUGUAACAAAUCUGCAGCAGACUUGUAGCAAUGCUGUUCCAACAGCUUGUCAAUAGGAUGUGUUCGCACUGCUUGUUCCCAGCUUGUUGACAAGUUGUCAACGGCUUGUUUACAUCUUGCUACAAGGUUGUUGAGUUCGACAGACUACAAGUUGUUCCAACAACUUGUUAUCGUCCUGCAAUUCACCAAUUCGUUAACAAGUUGUGAGUGACAACCUUGUAGCAACUUGAUAAAAUAACAACAUUCAAACAUUGUUACAACUUGUUGAGAAGCUUGCUACAAGCCUGUUGCGAACACAUCUUGUUGACAAGUUGUGAGAUUUUUACGUGUACUUCGUGUGUACUCUGCUAAGAUGAACUAUACGUUCAUUGUUCAAAUUCUAAAUUCUUUAACUUCUGAAUCUACGAAAAAGACCUCCUGCGAAUCUAUCAACAACGUUUCUUUUAACCCAUGCAUGUUUUCAACUUCUAGGCGCAUCCUAACAAAGUUCAGAUUUUAAUGGCAGUUGUAAAAUAUAAAACAAAUCUUUAUAAACCCAGAGUUGGGGUGUGUUCAACCUGGUUAGCAUCAUUGGAUGAAAGAAUGAAGAAUGUUAGAAUACCUGUGUGGAUUAAGAAAGCCACGAUAUCAUUUCCAAAGACACUGGAGACUCCAGUUAUUAUGAUUGGACCUGGUAAGGAUGAGAUCUUUCUAUAUAAUGUUAGAAACAUCAGUUACCUCAAAUUGCUCGCGUGUUUGCGGUUUUUCUCUUGCCGUUUUAUACCGGUAUUAUAUUAACAUUCAGCAAAACCCGAGAUAAAUGAUUGUCUCUUCUUUUAUCAGGUACAGGAUGUGCUCCAUUUCGGAGUUUCAUCGAAGAAAGAACAUGUGAAUGUAAUCAAGGUAAGCAGGAACACAUGUGUUUGUUUUUGUGAAACUCAUUAAUAAUUCAUGAAGAAAACACAAAAGAAAUCAUGAGCGUGAAGGAGUUUGUAUAUCUGAUACAAAAUCAUGCUGAUUUACAUAAACUUUAAGCUCAAUUUUCUCACCAAAUAUCAUUCAUUUAUUUUAAAUUGUCGAAGAAUACGAGUGUUCUCAUCAAGACUUUUCACAAGUACUAUUUACAACAUUCGAGUCUGUGUUGUAAAUAGUGCAUAUUGAUGCUCUCAAACAUACUCCUGCAUUGACCAGCAUCUACUGCAUGUAACACUAACUGAAACCCAACCGUUCCUAGGUGGAGAAUGUGUUUUAUUCUUUGGUUCAAGAAGCAGACAUAAAGAUUAUUUCUUUGAACAAGAAUGGUUACCUCUACAGAACGAUGGUCGCCUGACUCUCUUCACUGCUUUCUCACGUGAUCAGGUAUAAAUAUCUACAAAUUCUCGAACAAGUUUAAAACACCUUACAGUCAAUUUUUCUUUCGUUCUUAACUUAGGAAAACAAAAUUUAUGUACAACAUCGUUUAAAGGAAAACAACGCAUUUGUCUGGGAUCUCAUAGAGAGACAAGGAGCCUGGUGCUUCUUGGCUGGGUAAGUGUGACGACAAACUGAAAAUAUUUAAAAAGACACAGACGUUUUGAACUAGGUCGUUUGUUAGAGGGUUAGUAUCCUCCUGACGAAUUUCUCAUAAAAUUUCCACACAUUAAGUUUAUUAUUAGAGGAAGCAAAUUUCGAACACUUGAAGUAUUAAAAUUAAUUCUCAUAGGAACUCGAAACAGAUGCCGUCAGAUGUUUCAGAUGUGUUACAAGAAAUAUUUACGAGAGAAGGAAAACUAACAGAAGAACAGGCUGAAGGUUAUUUCAAACAAUUAAUACGAACGAAACGAUACCAGAGAGAAACCUGGGCGUGAUAUUUUGUAAAGAAUUAGAUUUGUAUGUAGCAAUUAAUAUUUAAUUAUUUAUAGAGAAUUUAAACAAACCAAAUUGAGUUUUUGUAGAGUUUCAUAAUAAAUGUCAUCAUCAUAUUUAUUUACUUACGUUCUUUUGAUAACAUUUUCCCCAUUGUAUUCGUCAUAGCGAGUCUGAGGUCACUAUGAGAUACCAUGUUUAUAAUACCUUGUAGAUAGUCUGACCUCUUGUCAAUAUUCUCAGCAGAUACACACGAUAAACAUUGGUUGAAAAUAUCCAGUAAUAUAAUGGUGAUAUGUUCUUGGAAGUCUUCAGGAACGAUCUUGAAAGCGACAUAGGCAAGAUGUGCUGACAGAUGGCAGGUUGCCUCAAAUUUAUCCUGGAGGGGGAAUAAAUGAGUUAUAAUAUAAUUGUACAGUGGAAAUAUGGUUUGGCAUGAUUGAGGUAACCGAUAGGCAGAAACGAGGGUCAACAUAAGAAUUCUGAGUAGAAUUAGAAAAGAAUUAGAAUCUGUGGUUAAAAUAAGUACGUUUGGUGGAGUAAAAAUUAGGUUUAUUAGGUUAGAAGAGUGAGG
Molecule: messenger RNA, 6598 nt
Organism: Paramuricea clavata
Lineage: Eukaryota; Metazoa; Cnidaria; Anthozoa; Malacalcyonacea; Plexauridae
Source: the annotation of a GenBank genome assembly